Aspergillus japonicus CBS 114.51 is the source of this 2008-nucleotide messenger RNA. Its product is annotated as putative C4-dicarboxylate transporter/malic acid transport protein. Lineage: Eukaryota; Fungi; Ascomycota; Eurotiomycetes; Eurotiales; Aspergillaceae. The transcript is spliced from 4 exons. Gene Ontology annotation, biological process: malate transmembrane transport. Gene Ontology annotation, cellular component: membrane. The coding region runs from base 500 to 1918 and encodes 472 amino acids. The record is from RefSeq and is a predicted model, not a curated record. Gene Ontology annotation, molecular function: malate transmembrane transporter activity.
CUCCAACCUGAACUAUUCCUACGUAGCAACAAUCUGGCUCAACAAGAGUGGUUUUCACUCUUGACUGUCGCUACUUCUUCCCCUGCAGAAGCUCGAGUCGCGUGUCUUACCGCACGCUCGCUCCUCCACUUAUCGACCGGCCUAGAUCGUCAUUGCUAACGAUUGGUGCCAACACCUGAACAGCACGCUUGCAAGCACCAGCCAUCAGAUCGGGUAUAAUAGGCGACCGGCUAUCAUUUUCUGCUGCUGUUCGGGGGCAUGAUUUGGCUUCCCAACUUCUUUAUCGAUAACUUGUGCUCGGUAGACUUCGCUCUUGACUCGAUUAGUAGGUAUAGCCUAUGGCCAAGGCAGGACGAGUCUCCACUCUGGCUAUUCUGACUUCAUCGCUCCCUGAAGCCCCGAACUUUGCCUCCAGGAAAGACAUCCCUUUGUCUUUUGAUUGAUUCUGUGGAAUGUCAAUUGUCUCUAGACAACUAAUGCAAAGUUUGGGAUCUCGGCAAUGGCAAGCGAACUUUUGUCUCCCCGACACACGCGCAAUCGUGGGGACGAAGGAUAUCGCACACCGACGAUCGAAGAUACACAGAAUGAUCUCGGGGCGUUUCCAUUCCCGUCUCGAGGGAGCCAAGUGCGCGAGGCGCAUACUUCGGCUCUUGAGGCGCUGAACCAACCUUCGUAUCAACGGACUGAAGCGCACGGCAACAAAGAAAAACGCCGGCGACGGGAAGUGGACUGGGCUACGGCGAAGAUUGGAUGGAAAGGCAGGCUUCGUCACUUCACAUGGGCCUACUUCACAUUAACCAUGGCCACGGGUGGGAUUGCGAACGUUCUGUACUUUAUUCCAUACAGAUUCCGCGGCUUGGAGACGAUCGGCAUCAUAUUCUUCCUGCUCAACUUGGUUCUCUACGUUAUCAUAUGGUGUCUGCUGCUUACGCGCUUUUACUUAUACCCCUACACGUUUAAAGCAUCGUUCUUGCAUCCGACGGAGUCUCUGUUUGUCCCUGCAUCGUUGGUUUCCUUUGGCACGAUCCUGAUCAACAUCUCGCAAUAUGGACCCGACCAUACCGGACCGUGGCUCACAUAUGCGGUGGGGAUCCUGUUCUGGAUUGACGCCGCCCUAGCCGUCAUCUCUUCUGCGGCCAUAUAUUUAAUCCUGUGGUCAACGCAAACGUUCACCAUCGCUCAGAUGACACCCAUCUGGAUCUUCCCCGCAUAUCCUAUGCUGAUCAUCGGCCCUCAUGCGGGCGUCCUAAGCUCGACCCUCGAACCCUCUCGCGCUCUGCGCAUCAUCAUCGGAGGUACGACCAUUCAAGGCGUGGGCUUCCUCGUCUCGUUGAUGGUCUACUCCGCCUUCAUCUACCGGCUGAUGUCCCAAAAGCUCCCUCGGGAGAACGUCCGCCCCGGAAUGUUCGUAUCCGUGGGCCCCAGUGGCUUCACCGUGUCGGGCAUCGUCAACAUGGCGUCUCACGCGAAGCGAAGCUUCCCCAGCGAUUUCAUGGGCAACGGACCCCUCGCAGCAGACAUUGUGAAGGUCGUCGCAGAUUUCUCGUGUUUAUGGCUCUGGGGACUAGCGCUUUUCUUCUUCUUUAUCGCGAGCUUCGCGCACUGGUCGGCGAUCGGGCCGGGAAAGAUGGUCUUCUCCAUGGCGUGGUUCUCGUUCGUAUUCCCGAACACAGCAUUGAUCACGGCGACCUUUGCGAUUGGGAAGGCUUUCUCCUGCAAGGCGAUCAAUAUCAUCGGAUGCGUGAUGGUUCCGCCUCUGAUCUUGAUGUGGCUGUUUGUGUGCUACAUGAUGGUCCGGGCGAUCGUGACGCGCCAGAUCCUCUGGCCGCAGAAGGGCGAGGAUAAGGAUGAAGGCGGAUUCGAGAUCCGUCAGAUCAAGCCCGAGUCAGGGCAAAGUACACCUUCUGAAGAGGUCUGACUGUUCGGACUGUCUGGAUCCAACCUGGCUUGAAGCACAUAUACCUGUAAUGAUCGAGUAUAUACUAGACAUUUAAAAGUAAUGAGCUAU